This is a messenger RNA of Acanthoscelides obtectus, 216 nucleotides long. NCBI's taxonomy places the organism in Eukaryota, Metazoa, Arthropoda, Insecta, Coleoptera, Chrysomelidae. The record is from the annotation of a GenBank genome assembly.
AUGUGUUAUACAAUAGGAAACUUUGUUGGUGCGUUUGUGCACCAUUGGUUUUAUCAGUUAAGUAUUUCCUGUUCAGACAAGUUAGCGCGAGAACUUGACGUACGCAGUACGCAUUUGCAGGUGUUUACGUUAGUUGCGUUUUAAUUUCUGACUGAAAGUGAAUUGGAAGCUGCCGUUGAAGAAGCUGGACGAGAACUGUGCUCUUGAUGCUGUUUA